Molecule: messenger RNA, 728 nt
Organism: Cuscuta europaea
Lineage: Eukaryota; Viridiplantae; Streptophyta; Magnoliopsida; Solanales; Convolvulaceae
Source: the annotation of a GenBank genome assembly
UGGUCAUCCCCUCCAUCCUACACCAAACAUAUCUCACCAAACCCUCACAGCACAAUUUCAGUCCCACCCACAGAGAGGAGCACAAAACAAUGACAACACUCCACUCAGCAACCACGCCCUACUUCACCUGCGCAGCGUCAAGAAGGCAGGUCAGCCUCCCUGCAAUCCAGCAGAACAGCAUGUGGCCCCAGUCGGGCAGAAACUUGUCCUGCAUCGCCAAGGCUUACAAAGUGGUAGUUGAACAUGAGGGUAAAACAACUGAGCUAGAGAUAGAGCCUUAUGAGAGUAUUCUAUCAAAGGCAUUGGACUUUGGCUUGUCAGUGCCACAUGACUGCAAACUAGGGGUGUGUAUGACUUGCCCGGCUCGGCUCCUCAGUGGAUCAGUGGAUCAGAGUGAAGGAAUGCUUAGUGACGAUGUUGUGGAGAGUGGGUAUGCUUUGCUCUGUGCAUCUUAUCCCAGAUCUGAUUGCCAUAUUAGAAUCAUACCUGAAGAAGAGCUCUUGUCCCUGCAGCUUGCAACUGCCAAUCACUAAAACCCCUUUCUUUCUUUCUUUCUUUCUUUCUUUUGUAACAUACUUGUGGAUUGAUUGGAUUAUUAUAUAACAACUACAUUUGUAAUGAUUAAGGUUUGGAUGGAUACAUGUGCUGCUGCUUUACUGAUCAUAUUGUUAUGAAUGACAAAUUCUUGUAUCAGUUCUAUGGCUCAGAUUGAGGCUGUUUACUUCUAA